AUGUUACUUCCACAUUGUCGGUGUUUUUUGGAGCCCAAGUGCCCACCAGGACCACCAGGACCUGAGGGAGAGCAAGGACCUGACGGAAUUGAUGGAAUUCCUGGAGAGCACGGUUUUGACGGUUUUGACAGUAAGAACGUGCCACGAUACAGUGUCCUGCAAGGAUGUGUUCAGUGUCCUCGUGGCCCUCCUGGAGAAGUCGGAAAGCCGGGACCAAUGGGCGUGCGUGGUAUACGUGGCAUGAAAGGUUUGCCCGGUAUUCCUGGACGAGAUGGAAGCCCAGGAACACCCGGUGAUCAGGGACCUCCAGGACCACCAGGGCCUGACGGAAAACAGGGAAGAUCGGGAAGGAGAGGAAAUGAUGGAGAACAACCAGUCAGCCGAAAAGUAGAAUGA
Strongylus vulgaris is the source of this 396-nucleotide messenger RNA. Lineage: Eukaryota; Metazoa; Nematoda; Chromadorea; Rhabditida; Strongylidae. The record is from the annotation of a GenBank genome assembly.